Molecule: messenger RNA, 1326 nt
Organism: Engraulis encrasicolus (European anchovy)
Lineage: Eukaryota; Metazoa; Chordata; Actinopteri; Clupeiformes; Engraulidae
Gene: cdk1
Product: cyclin dependent kinase 1
Exons: 8
Coding region: 154-1062 (302 amino acids)
Biological process (GO): protein phosphorylation; mitotic G2 DNA damage checkpoint signaling; G2/M transition of mitotic cell cycle
Cellular component (GO): nucleus
Molecular function (GO): cyclin-dependent protein serine/threonine kinase activity; ATP binding
Source: RefSeq, a predicted model, not a curated record
UUGGUCCAUUUUCAAACACGACGGGCGCGGUUUAGUUUGAAGGAAAAAGCUUAGCAAAAUCUUGCAGCACACACACCGUAGGCUAGCUAAAGUGGGAUAGGGUUUAGUCUGCCAUCCUGAAGACCUUGGUUGGAAAAAGCGGCGCUGGACAAAAUGGAGGACUACUUAAAAAUUGAGAAAAUUGGUGAAGGUACAUAUGGAGUGGUGUACAAGGGAAGGCACAAGUCAACUGGUCAGAUUGUUGCCAUGAAGAAGAUUCGUCUGGAGAGCGAGGAGGAGGGCGUACCCAGUACCGCCGUCAGAGAGAUCUCUCUCCUCAAAGAGCUGCAGCACCCAAAUGUUGUGCGGCUGCUGGACGUGCUGAUGCAGGAGUCCAAGCUCUACCUGGUGUUUGAGUUCCUGUCUAUGGACCUGAAGAAGUACCUGGACUCCAUUCCCUCUGGACAGUUCAUGGAACCACAGCUUGUGAAGAGCUACCUGUACCAGAUCCUGGAAGGCAUUGUGUUCUGCCACAGCCGCCGGGUGCUGCACAGAGACCUGAAGCCGCAGAACCUGCUCAUCGACAACAAGGGAGUCAUCAAGCUGGCCGACUUUGGCCUGGCGCGCGCCUUCGGAGUGCCCGUGAGGGUCUACACACACGAGGUGGUGACGCUGUGGUACAGGGCUCCAGAGGUGCUUCUGGGCGCGUCCCGUUACUCUACUCCCGUAGACAUCUGGAGCAUCGGCACCAUCUUCGCCGAGCUGGCCACCAAGAAGCCCCUCUUCCACGGAGACUCAGAGAUCGACCAGCUCUUCAGGAUCUUUAGAACUUUGGGAACACCCAAUAAUGAUGUUUGGCCCGACGUGGAGUCCCUGCCCGACUACAAGAACACUUUCCCCAAGUGGAAGGGAGGGAACCUGGCCACCGCUGUCAAGAACCUCAACAAGAGCGGCAUAGAACUGCUCGGGAAAAUGCUGAUCUACGACCCUCCGAAGCGCAUCUCAGCUCGGCAAGCCAUGAACCACCCAUACUUUGACGACCUGAAGAAGAAUACACUGCCUGCUAGCAACAUGAAAAUGUAAGCCAGCACACUGGCCUGCUACUGGGAGACUACCCUACGUUCCCUUGGCAACCCACUGAACUAUGGAGCAAUACUCACCACCUCGGGAUUUGUCCCUGUUUGUUUGUUUUUUCUAUGUUGUGUUUGUCCCCUUUCCGUGUUUCGUCUGUCGUGUAAUAUACAGCAUUUGUGUACAUACGUUAUUGAGCCACUUUUGGAAAAUUCUUUUGGAGAGGAGCUGCAGUUUGUACAUGUUUCCAGUAAAGUACACUUUUUUGACAUCUAA